ACCAGCUUCUCCUUCCUUUGCCACUCGUUUAUCUUGCGCAGUGACAACGUAACGUAUUUUCUUUCUACGUCGCCCUUAAUUCAUCGGCCUCCGCUCCCUUUCGUAUUACACCGCCCUUUCCAUUAUUAAAAAGCAAUUUGCGCAGCUAUUCAAGCUCGCGUUUACGUAACCAACGACGAAGAUUUUCCCGCUACGUCCGGUGCGGCGGCGGCGUCCCGGAUGCUGGGCGUUGUCACGGCAACCGUCAAAAUAAACCGAAGAGCGAGGCCGGUCUGUGCAUUUUCCGGAUGCACAGCCAGCCAGAAUCCUCUCCGACGAUUCACGAAGCUAGCGAACGGGAGUUUUAUCUCCGCGAUCCAGACGUCCGAAGUGCGAUGAGGGAGACGUUACAGGGGUGUGUCUGGUGUUCGUUGUACUCGUGUGCCGCAUUAACGAAGCACUCCGAUACCAAGACGCAGGAAAAUGAAGAAACUGCAAAAAUGUUGAGAUCCAACACGUAUAACGGGCGAGAUGUUCACCGGAAUCAAUUGACACUGGGAAGAUCUGGCUCGGCGACGACAGCAAGCAUGGAUUUGAGCUACGUGACCGAAAGGAUUAUUUCGAUGUGGUUUCCACCCUCCGUCUCUCCGCACUCAUUUAGACAGAGUCAAAGGCAAGCGGCCCACAUGCUCAUGAACAAACAUGGGUAUAAUUAUAUGGUGUUUAACCUAUCGGAACCAAAAAAAUCUUUGAGAAACGAACACAAAAACGUGACGGAAGCGAGCUGGACCCCUAACUUGGCACCCCCUUUAGAGAGGCUCUGUAGCAUAUGCAAAGAAAUUGAUUCGUGGCUCUCCAAGGAUCAGCACCGAAUAGCGGUAUUACACGCAAGGGGUUCUAAAGAAAAGCUGGGUGUGAUUGUCGCAGCCUACAUGCAUUAUUCUAGCAUAUGCGGCACGGCUGAACAAGCGUUGGAUAGAUUCUCUAUGAGGAAAUUCUUGGAUGAUAAUAUUGGUCCUUUGCAACUGCCAUCUAACCGAAGAUACGUCGAUUAUUUUGCCGGUCUUUUGUCGCACAACAUUAAAAUCAACGCCGCUCCUCUUUAUUUGACCCACGUGACGGUUUUGGGUGCCCCAGUUUUCCAAAACGGUGGAUGCAAGGCCUUUCUCAAGCUUUACGAAGGACAGACUCCAGUUUAUACCUCAGGUGUUUAUUACGUGUCAAAUGGCGUGUCUCACUUUACCGUGAACAUAGCUGGCGAACGAAAGAGUGGCCUUCAACUUCGCGGAGACAUUUUAAUCAAAUGCUAUCACCGAGACCUGGGCACCGGCAGAGAAACGAUUUUUGCCUGCCAAUUUCACACGUGCGCGGUCUCCGAUCACACCCUCAGCUUUACGAAACAGGAGCUGGAUUAUGCCUGCAAUGAUCCCCGAUUUCCCGUUGACGGAGCAGUCGAGCUCCAUUUUUCUCCCGGUUGUGACGCGAGACACCCAGUGCCGGCCCCAACACCCGCAGUCCCAUUUACCCUGUCGAAUGACCCCAUAGUGAGAGCCGACACACCUUUCACCUUGGAUGAAUUCGACGAAGAAGAUUCCGAUUCAGACGAAGCAAAUCACACAUUUGGGCCUUUAGACGGUAGCAUCUACGCGACCAUCACCAAGAAGCCCGAGCUCUCUCCUGGGGCUGUUUCUAGUCCAUUGGCGGUGUCGAUGGACAGUGGCAUCUCCUCAGCAGGGCACCAGCAUCAGAACGCCAAUACGAACGCCUCCGGUAGUCCCCCGCCGUCGACCGCCCAAUCGUCCCCCCUCACGCCCGAAGACCAGCACCGCGAACUCGACGAACUGCUAUCCGAUAUGAUGCUGACGGUCCAGAGCAUUCCCGAUUUGAAACCGACAGAAUCGCGUCACGGUUACGAUAGAGAUAAUGCGCGUUACGAGCAUCGGGACAACUACAAGGAACGGUACGAAGACCCAGAUAGUAUACCAUACCACGCGAGGGAAGAUAGUACGCCAUUCAGUUACGGAAUAAACGCCGACAUGAUCGGGGAGUCCAGGAAGUUGUCAAGUCCGAGCCUCGUACGGAAGGCUAGCGUCAAUAAAAGUUCCGGUGACGUACUUGCUAAGGUUCAGACACAAGUGUAUGCAUCACCUAAACCAGUGCCAAAUUUCGAAAAUGAUCCGGACCCAAUCAAGAAUGCGCAUUACUCCUCAUUAGACCGACGAACAUAUUCGCCAGCUCUCCUGCGCAAAAGCUCGCCUCGCGAUACCGACUCCAUCGACGAUAUCUUCACCCAAAGUGCUCUAAACGCUCGGCCCAUCAAACGUGAGGAACGCUAUGAGUACUACAAAGAUGAGCGAAAAAGAUACAACGAUCCGCUAAAAAGGAGCCAUACUGAUGAUGCACUGAGCAACCCGGACCGACUUAUCUACAAGUCGAACUUCAUCGAGAGUCCGUAUUCAGAUUCGGAGAGUCGUCAGUUCAGGAACCACCUAGCUUCAACGGAGGCGGGGGAAAGCACUACGCGAAAUGGAAACCUCACAUGGUUGCAGCGGCAGCAACAAAAGCUGAAAGAUCGAAGGGAAAUGCAGCUGCGCGAAGAACGCCACCCACACGAAAUACGGUUGCUCUCCGAACUGAAAACCGUUCAGUCGCGUCAUAUGAGGCCUACGGCUAGCCACAGAUUGGAUGGCUACACUAGCGACACCACAGCUUUUCCCGACGAUGACGAUGACUACACGAUCCCCUUGCAUAUCAACACCAUGCAGAAAAAUUACGAGGUGCUGCCAAAUUCUACCACUAGCACAUUGAAAUCGUCGUACGCUUCACAACAGGAGAGGCCUUUUAUGAUGGUCAAGUCAGCGCAUGCGAAAUAUUCGCAGAACACCGACCCAGUAACUGCUCUAACCUCUAACCCCCAUGGACAAAUAAUAAGGGUACCAUCGGACGUUGGAACUGAUAGAGACCAGGUAGAUAACCGAUUACUUUCCGUAGUAGAACACCGUCACUAUUCGACAACCGGACAAGAUCCCGGAAUGUCGCGUAGCGCCCAGCAAAGCAGCAGGGUGGGUAUUAAACGCGACAUGCUGGAUGAGAACUCUCGGCUAGCCGCUCUUGACGAUCUAAUCGCUAACCUGUCUAGUGGCUCUGAGCACUCUAGUAACAGUCCUAAUAACACAGCAUGGCAGCAGUAUCGAGAAGAGUCGAUCCAAACUUGGAGGACGUCGAACGACAAUGAAACAUCGCCGUCGCAUAGUUCGUCACCCCGUCCCCAAACGCCAGCUUUUCCCGUGCACGCCCGAACGCCGUACCUCAACGCUCCGACACCGACCGUCCAAUUUGAUUUGGGCAAUGAGCGAUUGCCACCUAAAAGUCCUACAACCCAGCGAAAGGACCGACCCUUGACCCCCAACGAUCAAUUUUACGGCAUUUCCGAUAGCGAAUAUUCGCAAAGUACAUUAAGAAGCGCAUCUGCUUCGGGUUUUAGAGAGUACAACGGGUCCGCGUCACCCACGUCUUACUACGGUCACUCACGACACGGCUCGAUAUCGUCCAGUAGCGAGCAGCAGUCACCGCAGGAAGUAUCAGCCGCUCACGUUAAAAUAGUUCGGGACACCAGCAAAUUCUGGUACAAACCUACUAUAACACGGGAAGAAGCCAUAAACAUGCUGCGGGAUCAGUUGCCCGGCACUUUUGUCGUUAGGGACUCGAAUUCAUUUCCUGGUGCCUUUGGACUCGCAUUGAGGGUGGCUACAGUGCCGUCGAAUAUACAGACGAAAGUAAAGGGUUCAUCCGACGAAUUAAUUCGACAUUUUCUGAUCGAGCCAACGUCGAAAGGAGUGCGAUUAAAAGGGUGCCCCAAUGAACCCAUUUUCAGCUCACUUUCGGCUCUGAUUUAUCAACAUUCGAUAACGCAAAUAGCUCUGCCUUGUCGGCUCGUCUUACCUGAGCGCGAUUUAAAAUACGACGCCCAAGGUCAGCAGGCAGCUCAGCUUCAGCAGUUGCAAGUACAAGGAGCGGCGUGCAAUGUUAUUUACUUAUGCACUAUUGAAAUGGAGUCGUUAACUGGUCCGCAAGCCAUGAAAAAAGCGGUGAUGCAGCUGUUUCAGAUGUCGCCCCUACCCGACACAGCCAUAGUUCACUUCAAGGUUAACGGGCAAGGGAUUACGUUGACCGAUAACAAAAGGAAGCUAUUUUUCCGAAAACACUAUCCAAUUAACACAAUAUCGCACUGCGGUCUAGAUCCAGAAGAACACCGUUGGUUAGUUAAUGCGGAGGAAACGGGUUCAGCGAAAAGUUCCAACCGAAUCUUUGGUUACGUGGCGAGAAAGCCCAACGUGACUAACCCCGACAACCAGUGUCAUUUAUUUGCUGAACUAGACCCCGAUCAGCCUGCCACAGCCAUUGUCAAUUUCGUAAACAAGGUCUUAAGUUCGAACGGCAUCAAACCAAAUAUUGUAUAAUUACACAAAAAGUGUGAGUUAAAAUCUUGAAGUUUGAAAAGUUUUAUUUCAUUUUGAACAGGUUCGUGUAGUGCCUUCUUACAUUCGAAAAUGCGUUAGUUUUCGAUGUUUUCGAAAACGAAUCCAUUAUUUUUUUAUAAAUUUUAUCGUCGGCACUUUGAUUUCUGAGAACGUGUUGCCAAAUUUUUUAACAUUGGAGCACAAGGAGAAGUCUAAUUUGUACAUAGCUACACUACCGAUUGCAUUAGCCCACUGAACCUUCUAAAAUCAUGUAAUAUUUUCCUAGUCUUAUGUUUUACGCAUUAACUUUGAGUAUUACUUAAAUUAUUUUUGUUCUUAUAUUAUAUACUUUUAAUGUUGUAUAUAUAUGUUAUGUAUUUAUUUUAAGCCAUACCUAAGAAGCUGCGCUUCGACCCUGUGAAUUGCUCGUAUUCAGAAUAUAAGUAAAUUCACGCGAAAAUUGUUUGGCGGAGGACGAAGGACUUUGUUAGUGUUUUUGUUAUGAGAAAUUAACAAAAAAUUACAACGGAAUGGAUGUAUCAUAACUAUUCUUGCUGCAUAAUUUUGUUGCUCUACCUGUCCAUCUUCAUUUGUUCUUGGUCGUUCAUGCCGAUGGGGAAAAAUGGGCCAACACGCAGGCAUGUUUUCUUUUUAUCAAAUCUUAUGAAUGGCAUGAUAUAAAUUUUUUUAUUUAAAUAAAUUGAUUUAAAUUUUAGCUCCAUGAAUUAACAAAGAAAAAUGUUGUGUCCAUCUGGGAAUAUGUUUUAUUACCCUUUUGAAACAUUUUUUAUUGAUAGUGAAUACUUUAAAAAUAAUUAAUUACGAUUUUAACUAUACUUAAUUUUUAUAUCUUUAUGCGAUAGCCAUUCAGCGAUAUUCCAGACAUUCCUUUAGGAAACAAUAGACUUGGUAAAAUUUUCUAGCAGUGCUCGUACUAAUUUGGCUAUCCAAUAUGAGCUAAAUUUCUUUUGAACUUCUUAUUGUUUCUAUUCAUAAAAUGAGGCAAACUUUUAUAUCACUAAAUUCCGAUUAAAGCUUUAAAAGCAUAAACUUACCUUUGUAAUAAAUAAAAUAUCAAUUUACAUUCCAUUUGUUACUUCCUGUGUACAUUGUGCCAUAUGGAAUCAUACACAUUUUACCCUAUUGAGGAGGGUAGAAAAUAAAUAAUGAAGAUGACGAGGAAUGAAAGGUUUUGUUCAAAUAACAAAUUAUACUUUGCAUUAAGCGACUUCUAUAAAACUGUAAGAUAAUUAGAAAAUGGAUCCAUCCUGAGAACAUUGUUACUAUGUACUCAAAUGGACACAUAAUACAAUAGAGGCUCAAUUUUAUACUUUCACAUAUAGAGUAAAGUUUGUCUGAUAUGUGCCCACAAUACGCCGUAUCAUCCCUAUUUCCCCUAAAGGUAAAGUCACCAAAAAGCAAGCUAACAGUGUUGAUAAACUCGUAACGUUGUGAUGUCAUUCUUAUUCAUUUUCACGUCGCACUAACAAUGUCUUAGCAGUGUAUCAAAAUAGUUCUGAGGUAUAUUUAAAGGACUACUGCAUUAACAUUAGUCAAUGAGUCGUUAAAGUCUAAAGAAUCUCUAUAAAACUGUUGUUAGUUCAUAAACAAAUACUGUAAGAUUAUUCGCUAAUUUUUAUUUUCGCGAAAGUACAAAAAUUUAAAAUAUCCAAAUCUGUUCACUGAGCAUUAUUUCAAAAUCAUAAUAUUGAAUUGAUAUAUUGUAUGUUAUGUGAACUUAAACACUAACAACGAUGUUUCAAAAAAGUAAAGGUUACUA
This is a messenger RNA of Cylas formicarius (sweet potato weevil), 6219 nucleotides long. Its product is annotated as tensin-1-like. The record is from RefSeq and is a predicted model, not a curated record. Gene Ontology annotation, molecular function: protein binding. Bases 288 to 4439 code for a protein of 1383 amino acids. The transcript is spliced from 18 exons. NCBI's taxonomy places the organism in Eukaryota, Metazoa, Arthropoda, Insecta, Coleoptera, Brentidae.